AUGCAAUACAAAAAGACUUUGGUUGCCUCUGCUUUGGCCGCUACUACAUUGGCCGCUUAUGCUCCAUCUGAGCCAUGGUCCACUUUGACCCCAACAGCAACUUACAGCGGUGGUAUUACCGACUACGCCUCCACUUUCGGUAUUGCCGUUCAACCAUUCUCCACCACAUCCAACGCAUCUUCCGCAGCCACCACAGCUUCGUCUAAGGCUAAGAGAGCCGCUUCCCAAAUUGGUGAUGGUCAAGUCCAAGCUGCUACCACUACUGCCUCUGUCUCUACCAAGACCACUGCCGCCGCCGUUUCCCAAAUCGGUGAUGGUCAAAUCCAAGCCACAACCAAGACAACUGCCGCCGCCGUUUCCCAAAUCGGUGAUGGUCAAAUCCAAGCCACAACCAAGACAACUGCCGCCGCCGUUUCCCAAAUCGGUGAUGGUCAAAUCCAAGCCACAACCAAGACUACUGCUGCUGCCGUCUCUCAAAUUGGUGAUGGUCAAAUCCAAGCUACCACCAAGACUACCUCAGCCAAGUCCACUGCUGCUGCCGUUUCUCAAAUCGGUGAUGGUCAAAUUCAAGCUACCACCACCACUUUAGCCCCAAAGAGCACUGCUGCUGCCGUCUCUCAAAUUGGCGAUGGUCAAAUCCAAGCUACCACCAAGACCACUGCCGCCGCUGUUUCCCAAAUCGGUGACGGUCAAAUCCAAGCUACCACCAAGACUACUGCCGCCGCUGUUUCCCAAAUCGGUGACGGUCAAAUCCAAGCUACCACCAAGACUACUGCCGCCGCUGUUUCCCAAAUCGGUGACGGUCAAAUCCAAGCUACCACCAAGACUACUGCCGCCGCUGUUUCCCAAAUCGGUGACGGUCAAAUCCAAGCUACCACCAAGACUACUGCGGCCGCUGUUUCCCAAAUAACUGACGGUCAAGUUCAAGCCACCACCAAAACUACUCAAGCAGCCAGCCAAGUAAGCGAUGGUCAAGUCCAAGCUACCACUGCUACCUCCGCCACUGCUACCUCUACCUCCACUGAUCCAGUCGACGCUGUCUCAUGUAAGACUUCUGGUACUCUAGAAAUGAACUUGAAAGACGGUAUCUUGACUGACGGUAAGGGUAGAAUUGGUUCUAUUGUCGCUAACAGACAAUUCCAGUUUGACGGUCCACCACCACAAGCUGGUGCCAUCUACGCUGCCGGUUGGUCCAUCACCCCAGAAGGUAACUUGGCUAUCGGUGACAACGAUGUCUUCUACCAAUGUUUGUCCGGUACCUUCUACAACUUGUACGAUGAACACAUUGGUAGUCAAUGUACCCCAGUCCACUUGGAAGCUAUCGACUUGAUAGACUGUUAA
This is a messenger RNA of Saccharomyces paradoxus, 1341 nucleotides long. It is a transcript of the gene HSP150, whose product is annotated as heat shock protein HSP150. Bases 1 to 1341 code for a protein of 446 amino acids. Gene Ontology annotation, biological process: fungal-type cell wall organization. The transcript has a single exon. Lineage: Eukaryota; Fungi; Ascomycota; Saccharomycetes; Saccharomycetales; Saccharomycetaceae. Gene Ontology annotation, cellular component: fungal-type cell wall. The record is from RefSeq and is a predicted model, not a curated record. Gene Ontology annotation, molecular function: structural constituent of cell wall.